AUGACGGAGGAGAACGUAGAGGAGCCUCCUCUCAGCCCGGCGGCGCGUCUAUUCCAAAUGCCGAGCACAGAAUUGUGCAUUAUCGCGAUGAUCGGUUUUAGAACCAAGAUUAAUCCUGAUGUCAUUCUCGAUGACUUGAAGCAUUACGUUUCCAAGCAUCUUCGUUUCUGUAGUAAACUGUCAGAUAAUGGUGAAAGAUGGAUUAAGACACAAGUUAAUGUAGACGACCAUGUAGUUGCACCAGACAUAGAUCCACAAGAGAUCAAGGAAGAUGGACAAAGCUUCCUCGAUGACUAUGUCUCGCGACUAACCAUGAUUCCUUUUGAUAGAUCAAGACCACUGUGGGAUAUUCAUAUCCUCAAUGUCAAAACAUCUGAUGCAGAAGCGGUUGGUGUAGUGAGAUGUCACCAUUCUUUGGGAGAUGGAAUGUCUUUAAUGUCCCUCUUGGUGGCGUGUACCCGAAAAUCAUCAAAUCCCGAGGCAUUUCCUACCAUUCCCGCCAUAGAACGGCGUGACCCGUACCACCUUAGAAACAAAGGCCACCUUUUAAGGUCAAUAUUCGCAAUUUUUUCUUAUGUGGAAUUGAUUUGGAACACCAUUGUAGAUGUUCUGCAGACUCUGGCGUCUGUGUUGUUCUUGAACGAUACAGAGAUCCCUCUUAGACGCGUCAAGAAUAAUCCACAGAGGUUUUGUCACCGAACUGUCUCAUUGGAUGAUAUUAAGCUAAUCAAAAAUACUAUGAACAUGACAGUCAAUGAUGUUCUACUUGGAGUUAUACAGGCCGGUCUUUCCCGCUAUCUGAACGGACGAUAUGGCAACGCAGAUGCUGAAGGUCGAACAUCGGAUCAGAACAAUCAUUCAGAUAAAAUACGACUUCCAGCGGGUAUUGCAGUAAAUUUAAGGCAGGAGAUCGGAAUCCAGCCUGUGGGAAACAUGUUGGCUAAGGAUUCGAAAUGCAGAUGGGGAAACUACGUCAGCGCAGUUCAUUUUCCGCUAUCCAUUAGUUUAAAGACCGAUCCAUUAGUUAAUUUAUCAAAGACUAAAUUCAUAAUGGAUCGAAAGAAGCACUCUCUUUCGGCUUAUCUCUUUUAUCUAACUCAAGAGUUCACCGUCAAUACUUUCGGACCUAAGGUAGGAGAAGUAGUCUUCAAACACAUAGGGUCGAACACAACUGCAUUCGUCUCAAACAUUGUUGGCCCUGUGGAAAAAGUAAGUUUACACGGCAAUGAGAUCGCUUACAUCGCUUUAAGCUGCUAUGGAAACGGACGGGGACAUGCACGUAUUGUUGGUACAUUUCGUAAGUUAUGCGGAGAAGUUGAUUAUUUCCAUAGGGGUGGAUCCAACAUUCAUACCAGAUCCUCACAAUCUUUGUUAUGA
Molecule: messenger RNA, 1377 nt
Organism: Microthlaspi erraticum
Lineage: Eukaryota; Viridiplantae; Streptophyta; Magnoliopsida; Brassicales; Brassicaceae
Source: the annotation of a GenBank genome assembly